Nipponia nippon (crested ibis) is the source of this 596-nucleotide messenger RNA. It is a transcript of the gene CIB3, whose product is annotated as calcium and integrin binding family member 3. Gene Ontology annotation, biological process: calcium ion homeostasis. Lineage: Eukaryota; Metazoa; Chordata; Aves; Pelecaniformes; Threskiornithidae. Gene Ontology annotation, molecular function: magnesium ion binding; calcium ion binding. The record is from RefSeq and is a predicted model, not a curated record.
AUGGGCAACAAGCAAACCAUUUUCACUCCAGAGCAACUGGAUGCAUAUCAGGACUGCACAUUCUUUACACGGAAAGAAAUUCUGAGGCUGUUUUACAGAUACCGAGAUCUAGCCCCGCAGCUAGUCCCACUCGACUACACAGAUAAACCAGACGUGACACUUCCCUAUGAACUCAUUGGCAGCAUGCCAGAGCUGAAGGACAAUCCAUUCCGCCAGCGGAUAGCAGAGGUUUUCUCAGAGGAUGGAGACGGCAAUAUGACUUUAGAUGAUUUUUUGGACAUGUUUUCAGUGCUGAGUGAAAUGGCUCCCAGAGACUUGAAAGCUUAUUACGCUUUUAAAAUUUAUGAUUUUAAUAAUGAUGAUUACAUAUGCAAAUCAGAUCUAGAGAAAACUGUUAACAAAUUAACCCGAAAUGAACUUACCCCAGAAGAAGUUAGCCUUGUGUGCGAAAAGGUGAUUUACGAAGCUGAUGCGGACAACGAUGGCAAGCUUUCUUUGGAAGACUUUCAGCACAUGAUAGUACGAGCUCCAGAUUUCCUCAGCACAUUUCACAUUCGAAUCUGAAUCCAGUGAAACAUGCAGACGAAGUGCUUCUU